Molecule: messenger RNA, 2300 nt
Organism: Lutzomyia longipalpis
Lineage: Eukaryota; Metazoa; Arthropoda; Insecta; Diptera; Psychodidae
Gene: CD98hc
Product: maltase A2
Exons: 4
Coding region: 263-2140 (625 amino acids)
Biological process (GO): carbohydrate metabolic process; amino acid transport
Source: RefSeq, a predicted model, not a curated record
AGAGUAGCUGAAAUCUUGGCUCCUGGGUAGUCAGUUUUUUGGGAUAAGAAGACGCGAAGCUGGAACGCGCAAGCGCAGAUUUCAAUUCAAUCCGCUCCGCGACACGCCGUGAAUGUGUUUUUCGCGCUCUCUGAAACUAGACGACGACCGUUUUCCACGGAAUCUCUCUUUUUAUUGGACUAAUCGAUUUAAUUCACCGACGACGAGUUUGCUACGAAUAGAGAAAUCGUGAACGCCGAAGCCCCAUAAUUGCCAGCGCGAGAUGACUGAUAAAACUGAAAGGAAUAGUACCAAGUUGAACCUGGAAGCGCAGAGAUUGUCCGCUUCCGAUUCCCCAUUCCCCAAGGAGACCUACAAGACCAUUCCGGAUUUAGAUCACCAUCAAAAGGCUGAGAAGAAACUCGAAGACGGUCUGUGUGAUCUUUUGUCACAUUGUGUCUUUUGCAUGGUGAUAAGCGACGCAGUGAAAAAUUCAAACAUGGUACGCGAGAAGGUUGACAUGUCUGAGGAGGGGGCCGAUGAGAAGAUGCUUGGCGCCGGUGAGGAGGAACAGCAGAAUCUGGCAAAGAAGGAGGAAGUUAAAUUCAUCAGUGGCGAUCAACAGAAUGGCGAUGCAAAGAUCGAUAUUGGAGCCAUUGACAAGACAUUCACGGGAUUGACAAAGGAGGAACUCAUGAAGUACGCCAAUGAUCCCUUCUGGAUUCGCUUGCGUUGGUUCCUCUUCAUUUGCUUCUGGGGCCUCUGGGCUGGGAUGCUUGUUGGAGCUGUUCUCAUUAUUAUUUAUGCACCAAAAUGUGCAGCUCCUGAGCCACUGUCAUGGUGGAAGCAGGGACCACUGGUGAAGAUUGAUACACCCACACCAGAUAAUAUUCAAAUUGAAGGCAUUAAGGGACUAGGCGUGAAGGGUGUCAUCUACGAAGUUCCCGCUGAUGAGACGUACAAUAUUGGAAGUGAUCCUGCUAUUUCUGAUGCACUGAAGAAGUUGGCGGCAUCUUUCGCUGCCUAUGGCAUUAAUUUAAUUGUUGAUCUCACUCCGAAUUUCGUUUCGCGUGGAGAUCCAUUGUUUCAGAAAGCUCUCAAUAAUCCUGAUGUAAGAAGUGCAUUUGUUACACGCGAAGGACACCAAGUUCCCAAUAAUUGGCUCUCAUUGGUCAAUGGAAGUGCAUGGACAAAUGAAGGGAAUCUCAUCUUUCUCCAGCAAUUUGGGCAUGAUCGCUUUGAUCUUCAACUCAAUGAUCCCGUUGCUCUGACAAAACUAAAGGGAGUCCUCAAGGAGGUGGUUUCUCUCGGAGCUAAAGGCAUUCGUCUGGCCAAUACGAAGCACUUUAUUGUUGAUCGAGAACUUAAGGACAAUGUACCAUCGAAUAAUCCAAACUACGAUCAUACCCAGUAUGGUUUCUGGACGCACGCUCAUACCACAUAUCAAGAUGGAUUGGGUGAUCUCCUGUAUGAUUUAAAGGCGUACGUUCACAAUAUUACAAACUCCGAAGGUUUUCUAGCAGCAUCCGAUGACAUUGAUCGUCCGGAAGUUUAUAUGUCGUCCAAAGGAGUACAAUCUCUCGAUAUGAUUCAGCUUGGACGAGUAACCAAUCUUCUGGCCAAUAGUACCAGUGCUGAUCAUAUCUACAGGGAGCUACAGAAUGUGUGGAAGAGUACAGUUGAAACAGGGAAGCAUUUCUGGCUUCAAUGGAACUAUGUGAAGCAGGAACUUCUGCAACAAAUCACAAUUUCCGAAUACAACAUCUUCCUCCAGCUCAUCCCUGGUGUUCCAGUGUUCAAUGUAGAUGCUUCCAAAGCAAAGGCGGAGGACUACUCUACGGAGGCAUUCCACAAAAUCCGCACUUCACCAUCCUACAUGCACGGGAGCUUUGAUCUCUAUCGAGAUGUCAACAGCACCGUUAUUGGCUAUUCCAGGACAAAGUCCGGAAAUCCAGGCUUCUUUGUAGUGUUCAAUCCCACUGAGCAGUACGUGAAUGCCAACUUUUCCAAUGUUGUUGGGAUAGCUGAGGAAUUGACUGUGCACACUCUCAGUACCAAUUACAAUGCCACAGAUGUGGCUGUAAAGGGAAAGGUGUCCAGUUCAUCAAUUCCUGUUUCCAGAUACUCUGCCAUAAUCCUAACAUACGUCCCAAAAGCUUAAAAAGAAGAAUAAUGCUUACCAAGAUGUAUUCCACGUGUUGAUGGCAUCCGAAUGCAAAUUCAUUUUUUUAUUGAUUGCAUCGGAAUUUUAAAGUUUUGCUUCAAUAUCUUUUUGAUUUGCACAAAUUCAGUAGAAUAAAAAAUUAUCAUUUUGAGCGCAA